AUGGGCAACGUUAAUGUUAAUGCCAACGACAUGCAAGCCAGGGUAGUCAUGCAAAUACAGCAGCAGCUCAAUAUGAGUAACCCGAGCUCCCAAAUGGCUGCUAUUCGACACCUUCAACAACAACAGCAGCAAGACAUGCUUGCCCAACAAUUUCAGAACAUGAGUGCUACUAGUGACAAUAGAGCUCCCAUGGAUAUGCAACUCAGCCCUGCGCAGCUCCAUCAGCUCCGGCAACUGAGGCAACAAGAUGCCGCCGCCGAGUCUAAUCCCGACGUCGGCUCAACAGAGACCCUUCUACUUGCAUCCCAGCAACAGCAGUAG
This is a messenger RNA of Trichoderma aggressivum f. europaeum, 321 nucleotides long. RefSeq lists its product as uncharacterized. The transcript has 3 exons. Lineage: Eukaryota; Fungi; Ascomycota; Sordariomycetes; Hypocreales; Hypocreaceae. The record is from RefSeq and is a predicted model, not a curated record. Bases 1 to 321 code for a protein of 106 amino acids.